AUGAAUCUAAACAAAAUCAAAAUAAUGAUCAACGAACAAACAGUAAUAAAUAUAGAAGGCCACGCUCUCGAAAACGUCGAGGAAUACAUAUAUCUGGGCCACGCUGUCAGACUGGGAAAACAAAACCAAACAGCCGAAAUAUCCCGGAGAACAAGACUUAGCUGGGCAGCAUUCGGAAGACUAGGAUACAUUUUUAAAUCCCAAAGAAUCCCAAUUAAUCUUAAGCGGAAAGUCUACGAGGCUUGCAUAUUAGCUGUUACAACGUAUGACCACAUUAGAAACGACGAGAUUCAAAGAAGGACAAAGGUAACGGAUGUUAUGAGAAGAGUAGCCAAACUAAAAUGGAGAUGGGCAGGUCACGUUGCAAGGCAAGACCUACCUAGAUGGACUAACAAAAUCAUGCAAUAG
Molecule: messenger RNA, 408 nt
Organism: Anthonomus grandis grandis
Lineage: Eukaryota; Metazoa; Arthropoda; Insecta; Coleoptera; Curculionidae
Exons: 1
Coding region: 1-408 (135 amino acids)
Source: RefSeq, a predicted model, not a curated record